GUAGCAAGAUGGCAAGCAACGGCUGUUAAUGUAAGUUAUGAACAAGCUCUCCUUAAUGUGCCACCUACUCGCGUGACAAUGCUGGAUAAUGGCAUGCGGGUAGCCACCGAGGACUCUGGCACCCCUACAGCUACUGUAGGUCUCUGGAUUGACACCGGCUCUCGCUUUGAGACAGAUGCCAACAAUGGAGUGGCCCACUUCUUGGAGCAUAUGGCAUUUAAGGGUACUUCGAAAAGAUCUCAGACGGACCUUGAGCUAGAAGUGGAGAACAUGGGCUCUCACCUUAAUGCCUACACCUCCAGGGAGCAGACAGUCUUCUAUGCUAAGUGCUUCUCCCAAGAUGUGCACAAGGCUGUGGAAAUUCUCUCAGACAUCAUCCAAAACAGCAAAUUUGGAGAGGCAGAAAUUGAACGAGAACGUGGAGUCAUUCUGCGCGAGAUGCAAGAAGUUGAAAGCAACCUUCAAGAGGUUGUCUUUGACCAUCUUCAUGCUGUAGCAUUUCAAGGAACACCUCUUGGGCGUACAAUUCUUGGACCAACCAAGAACAUAAAGUCUAUCAGUCGGUCUGACUUGGUCGAGUAUAUCACAACACACUACAAGGGCCCACGAAUUGUGCUAGCAGGUGCCGGUGGUGUUGACCAUGGUGCUCUUGUCAAGAUGGCAGAGCAGCAUUUCAAGGGACUGGGUAUUGCCUACGAGGGUGAAAUUCCACUAGUGGCUCCAUGUCGUUUUACAGGCAAGCUAGAAAUUCGUGUGCGUGUGACAGCCCUGCCUUUAGCUCACAUCCUGGCAGUGGAGGGUGGGUUUGGGUGAUCCGACAACACCCCCUCAUUUUGAAUUUUCCCCGUUGGUUCUUGGGACCCCACUCACGGUGGAGGUGCUCAAAAAUGCUUCUAACUUGCUAGGUGAGCUGCUGUCAUAGGCAAUCUUUGCCAUUCAUUCCAAUCAUUUAACACAUGCUACAAAGACACUGGCCUGUGGGGAAUAUACUUCGUUUGCGAGCCACUUAAAAUUGAGGACUUCAUGUACAAUCUGCAGUCAGAAUGGAUGAGGCUGUGCACUAACGUUACUGAAUUUGAAGUAGAUCGCGCUAAAAACAUUUUGCGUACUAAUUUGCUGUUGCAAUUGGAUGGUACAACUCCUGUGUGUGAAGACAUUGGCCGCCAGAUGUUGUGCUACAACAGGCGUAUCCCUUUACACGAGCUUGAUGCUAGAAUUGAUGCUGUGAAUGCAGAUGUUGUUAGAGAUACUUGCCACCGUUAUAUUUAUGACAGGUGUCCUGCUGUUGCUGCAGUUGGCCCUUGUGAGGCCCUACCUGACUACAACCGCAUUCGAUCUAGCAUGUACUGGUUAAGAGUGUAGGAGUAUUAAUUUAAAAGAUGUGUACUGUGCUGACAUCCUGUAUUCCAGUUCUGGCAAAAUAGGAUUGUUUAUGAAUAAACCUAGUGUAACAAAGAUUUUACAUAAGGAAAUGUAUCAUAUAUUAUAUAGUAAGAACAUUGUACAUAGAUGCUUACGUUUUGAAAAUUACAGUACCAAAAUAUAAAAA
Cherax quadricarinatus is the source of this 1549-nucleotide messenger RNA. NCBI's taxonomy places the organism in Eukaryota, Metazoa, Arthropoda, Malacostraca, Decapoda, Parastacidae. The record is from RefSeq and is a predicted model, not a curated record.